AUGGCUGCCACACUUAGCUAUAGUCUAACGCCAACGCCUACAACCACAACCACAAUUACACAACUAAGCCAAUCGAGCCAAAACGGUUCAGCCCACAAGGCGCCGCGCGCCAUGAAGGAGAACUUUAAUGUCCAUGCGACUGUGACGCCCCUCAGUGCUCCCCUAAAUGGGGCGCAGAGCAAAGCUUUUGGCAAGAUAAUCGUCCAUAAUGUGCUCAGUGAGAGCAAUACGAAUGCCUUGCAUUUGGCAACCACUGGAUCGAACACCAUUAUUCGCAAAAUCAAGGAUUUCGGCAUGUUGGGUGCAGUUAAUAAUGCAACGGCAACGACAGCAGCGAUAUCGGCAAGCCGGCUCACUCUCAAUCGGAAGCGUCCUCUGGGCGAAUCGAAGUCGGUGAAUGAGUUGAAUAAAGGGCCACCACCCACCAGCACUGCAGCUUCCGCUUCGGCCACCAAAAAGAGCAAACUUCAGCAGCCGAAGGCAGCCAAGAAGCAAGAGAAGCAGCCACCGGCGGAGAAAUUGUCAACCAAACCAUCACUCAAGGCUGCGGCUUCACUCAAAACCCCACUAGAUGCAACAACGGUGGCUGUCAAGCCCGCGGGAACACCCGGGCGUAAAGGUCUGCCCCUGCCCCAAGCUGUGGCGCGUCGGAACGCCCGGGAACGAAAUCGCGUCAAACAGGUGAACAAUGGAUUUGCUGCCCUACGUGAACGCAUACCCGAGGAGGUCUCCGAGGCUUUUGAGGCACAGGGAGCGGGUCGUGGCGCUAGCAAGAAGCUCUCCAAAGUGGAAACAUUGCGCAUGGCUGUGGAAUACAUACGGAGUCUGGAGCGUUUGCUGGGCUUCGAUUUUCCACCUAUGGGCUGUCAUUCGACGAGCUCGUCCAGUGGAGAGGAUAGCUUCAUGUUUAUCAAGGAUGAAUUCGAUGGACUCGACGAUCAUUUCGAUGAUUCCCUAAGCAAUUACGAACUGGACGAAUCGGCAACAGCGCAACUAUUAGACAGACACGCCACCAAGGCACCCAACUCACAGCUCUCACCCACACCAAGUCAACUGUUGCCGAGCAUAACCAUGUUAAAUGGCCUGCAAUAUGUACGCAUUCCUGGCACAAACACAUAUCAGCUAUUGACGCCCGAUAUUAUGUUGGGCUCGCCGCCAAGCUCCAGUGUGGAUGAGGAGCAUUUUAAUGCCUUAAUUGACACAAAUUGCCUGAGCAACGGCAGCGGCAGCGCUGAUCUGCAUAGGACGACGGGCACAUCGUUGAAGGCACCUGCAGCUGCCGCCAGCAACGGUGAAUGUGUAAAAUUUGUGCCAGCAUUAUCGCGAUCGCCCGUGCCACAAGCGGCAGCAGCAGCAGAAGAAUACUGCGAGGGCGAUUUUAUGCACCUCAACUCAACGCCCGCCAACAAGACGCUUAGCUAUCAGCAGCAGCAGCAGCAACAACAACAACAACAGCAACAGCAACAAAUACUGUGCUCACCGGUGCUGCCCGCCUUCUAUGACAACGAGCCCACAUCCUUUUAUGAUAAUGUGGUCGUUGGUCUGCCCAGUUUCAAAAAGGAGUUCAGCGAUGUCCUUAUGGACAACUCCACGGCUACAACCACCGGCACAGGUGGUGGUCUAUCCGAUGAGAGCAUGAUCGAUGCCAUUGAUUGGUGGGAGGCACACACGCCCAAAUCCGAUGCUGGCUGUGGCAACGAUUCAUCAGCGGUGCUCAUGUGA
Scaptodrosophila lebanonensis is the source of this 1722-nucleotide messenger RNA. RefSeq names its product achaete-scute complex protein T8 (gene ase). Gene Ontology annotation, biological process: developmental process; regulation of transcription by RNA polymerase II. Gene Ontology annotation, molecular function: RNA polymerase II transcription regulatory region sequence-specific DNA binding; DNA-binding transcription factor activity, RNA polymerase II-specific; protein dimerization activity. Lineage: Eukaryota; Metazoa; Arthropoda; Insecta; Diptera; Drosophilidae. The coding region runs from base 1 to 1722 and encodes 573 amino acids. The transcript has 4 exons. The record is from RefSeq and is a predicted model, not a curated record.